Messenger RNA from Dromiciops gliroides (monito del monte), 2759 nucleotides. It is a transcript of the gene PGM1, whose product is annotated as phosphoglucomutase 1. Gene Ontology annotation, molecular function: magnesium ion binding; phosphoglucomutase activity. The transcript is spliced from 11 exons. The coding region runs from base 149 to 1837 and encodes 562 amino acids. Gene Ontology annotation, biological process: carbohydrate metabolic process. Gene Ontology annotation, cellular component: cytosol. The record is from RefSeq and is a predicted model, not a curated record. NCBI's taxonomy places the organism in Eukaryota, Metazoa, Chordata, Mammalia, Microbiotheria, Microbiotheriidae.
GUGUGUGACACGGCCAUCCGUGCCCGGGAGCGGCAGCAGGGGCAGCAGCUGCAGGAAGGCAGGCGGGGCGGGACCGUCGGCAGCCAGGCCAGGCCAGCAGGGCAGCACCCCCAGCACCCCCAGCACCCUCAGCACCCCCACCGCCACCAUGGUGAAGAUCGUGAAGGUGCAGACCAAGGCGUACCCGGACCAGAAGCCCGGCACCAGUGGGCUGCGCAAGCGGGUCCGGGUCUUCCAGGAGAGCGCCCACUAUGCCGAGAACUUCAUCCAGAGUAUCCUGGCCACGGUGGAGCCGGCGCAGCGGCCCGAGGCCACGCUGGUGGUGGGGGGCGACGGCCGCUUCUACAUGCAGGAGGCCAUCCAGCUCAUCGUGCGCAUCGCCGCGGCCAACGGGAUUGGAAGAUUAGUGAUUGGGCAGAAUGGCAUUCUCUCCACCCCGGCCGUGUCCUGCAUCAUUAGGAAAAUCAAAGCCAUUGGUGGAAUCAUUCUGACAGCCAGUCAUAACCCUGGGGGCCCUAAUGGUGACUUCGGAAUCAAGUUUAACAUUUCCAAUGGAGGACCGGCUCCCGAAGCCAUCACGGAGAAAAUCUUCCAGAUCAGUAAGACAAUCGAAGAGUAUGCCAUCUGUCCAGACUUGAAAGUCGACCUCAGUGUCCUUGGGAAGCAGCAGUUUGACUUGGAGAACAAGUUCAAACCAUUCACAGUGGAAAUUGUGGAUUCGGUGGACGCUUAUGCCAACAUGCUGAGAAACAUCUUUGACUUCAAUGCCCUCAAGGAGCUGCUCUCGGGCCCCAACAGGCUCAAAAUUCGCAUUGAUGCCAUGCAUGGAGUUGUGGGGCCGUAUGUUAAAAAGAUCCUGUGUGAGGAACUUGGUGCCCCUGCAAAUUCAGCUGUCAACUGUGUCCCUCUGGAGGACUUUGGGGGCCACCACCCUGACCCCAACCUGACCUACGCAUCUGAUCUGGUGGAGACCAUGAAGAGCGGAGAGCAUGACUUUGGUGCUGCCUUUGAUGGAGAUGGGGAUCGAAACAUGAUUCUUGGAAAACAUGGAUUCUUCGUUAACCCUUCCGACUCUGUGGCUGUCAUUGCUGCCAACAUCUUCAGCAUUCCUUACUUUCAGCAAACAGGGGUCCGGGGCUUUGCCCGCAGCAUGCCCACCAGUGGCGCCCUGGACCGGGUGGCCAACGCUACAAAGAUCACUUUGUAUGAAACUCCAACGGGCUGGAAGUUUUUUGGGAAUCUGAUGGAUGCAAACAAACUGUCUCUCUGUGGGGAGGAAAGCUUCGGGACGGGCUCUGACCACAUCCGCGAGAAAGAUGGCCUGUGGGCCGUCCUGGCUUGGCUCUCCAUCAUCGCCAACCGCAAACAGAGUGUGGAAGACAUCCUGAAGGAUCACUGGCAGAAAUUUGGGCGGAACUUUUUUACCAGGUACGACUAUGAAGAGGUGGACUCCGAGGGCGCCAACAAGAUGAUGAAAGACCUGGAGGCCCUGAUGUUCAAUCGCUCCUUUGUGGGCAGGAAGUUUACCGUGGGGGACAAGGUUUACACUGUGGAGAAGGCGGAUAACUUUGAGUACAGUGACCCGGUGGAUGGAAGCAUUUCAAGAAACCAGGGCUUACGGAUCAUUUUUGCUGACGGUUCUCGAAUCAUCUUCCGGCUAAGUGGGACGGGCAGUGCUGGGGCCACGAUUCGACUGUACAUUGAUAGCUAUGAGAAGGAGGCGCCCAAGAUCUACCAGGAUCCCCAGGUCAUGUUGGCCCCUCUCGUUUCCAUUGCCCUGAAGGUCUCCCAGCUCCAGGAAAGAACUGGCCGCUCUGCACCCACCGUCAUCACAUAAGCUCUUGUCUGGAGCUUCGCGUCCUGCCACACCGGCGCCUCCGUGCUAUGUGGUUUUAAAAACAAGAGAAAAUUAUGUUUUUACUCAGGCUUUUUAUUAUCAGUGUUUUCCCCCAAGAUGUUAAUGUAUGUUGACACGGUACUAGAAACAGAAAAAAGUAGAAGCUGUUGUGCUGUGGGUGUGAGCGAUUCCAUUGCCCUCUCCCCUCUUAUGUCCUGCAGAUGAAGAGGGGUAGAGCAUUGGCUAGAGUACUUGGCUUGGAGGCAGGAAAGUCCUGAGUUUGAAUCCUACCUCUGAUAUUUACUAAUUAUGUGACCUUGGACAAAUCCUUUCCUCCGUCAGGGCCUCAAGGACUUCCUUGGCCCUCAUCUGCAAAGUCUGAGGUGGGUUGUGACCUCUCCUGGUGAAGGGACUUUGCAUACCAGGGAGGUCCCACAGGAAUGAAAUCCAUUCUUUUCUUCAGUCCAGCACACUUGUGCAUGGGAUCAAAGACCUAGACAGGAAAGGACUGUGGGUCAUUAGCUAAUCCAAGCCUUUCCAACAUUACCGAUGAAAAGAUGGAGGCCGAGGGAGGGCAUGGGCGCUAAGCCUCAGAGGUGGAGUUUGACUACAGCUUGAUGGAUGUUGAGCUGCCUUUUGCCAUAGGACAAGCUCUGCUGAACCCUUGGGCACCCACGGUCUUCCCUUCACUGUCACAUUUCCCAGUGAGUUAAUCAAAUCAUGUGGCUUCUGGUGUUCCUUCCUGAGCAUGGGGGAACCACCUCAAUUUCCCUUUCUGGUUCUUGUCUGGAAGUGCCACGUUGACAUCAUGAUUUCAGGUGCCUUCUCCUCAAUCAGUGUUGAUUAAUUCCCACCGUGUUUCCUAUCAUUUGCUCACACAAGUAUGGCCAGAUAUUAAACAGAAUUGGGUCCUCUUGCCUGA